Morchella sextelata is the source of this 657-nucleotide messenger RNA. RefSeq lists its product as uncharacterized. The record is from RefSeq and is a predicted model, not a curated record. The transcript has a single exon. Lineage: Eukaryota; Fungi; Ascomycota; Pezizomycetes; Pezizales; Morchellaceae. The coding region runs from base 1 to 657 and encodes 218 amino acids.
AUGUCCACCCCCGAACCCGAACCCGAGCCCGCCACCGCCAAAGCAGCGCCAGCCCCAGCCCCAGCGCCCCCACCAACACCACCAUCCCCCACCACCACCACCACCCCGCCCACCCCGCCAUCACCCGCUCCCUCCCCCACCGCCCCCGCCCGCUCCCGCGCCGAAAGCAUCUCCCUAGCACUCUCCCACUACCGCCGCGCGCUCGCCCUACACACCCACUCCCCCAGCACGCACCCCAAGCCCAUCGUCCUGCAGCUCGCCAAGCGCCACAACAUCCCCGAGUCCACGCUGCGCCGGCACAUCAAGACGCCCGGCCACCGCAGCACGGCCGAGGCCAACCGGCAGAAGCAGCUGCUGACGCCCGACGAGGAGGCGUCGCUCGUGGCGCGCGCGCUCCAGGGCCCCGGCGUCGACAGGGGCCGCUGCUAUGAGCUGGCGCACGAGAUCCUGCAUAGGCGCGAGCCGGGCAAGAGGGUGGGCAAGGACUGGUUCUAUCGGUUCUUGAAGAGGCAUCCGGAGUGUGGGUAUAGUAGUGGCAGGGAUGGGGAGGCCGCCGCGGCGGCGAGGAAGAGGGCGGGGAGGCCGAGGAAGAAGGGGGGUGUGGCGGCUGGGGUUGCUGCUGCUGCUGCUGCUGCUGCUGUGGAGAUGCCGGAAUGA